This is a messenger RNA of Salarias fasciatus (jewelled blenny), 1439 nucleotides long. RefSeq names its product myosin, light chain 9b, regulatory (gene myl9b). Gene Ontology annotation, molecular function: calcium ion binding. The coding region runs from base 176 to 697 and encodes 173 amino acids. The record is from RefSeq and is a predicted model, not a curated record. NCBI's taxonomy places the organism in Eukaryota, Metazoa, Chordata, Actinopteri, Blenniiformes, Blenniidae. The transcript has 4 exons.
UCCAUUGGCCACAGCAGAAAGGGGAGGGACCCACUGGGAGUCUGACUCUUGAAGCAAACUUUUCUGUGGGGCUGCCUGCUUUCCUUCCCUCUGUUGUGUCUGAACGAGACAAAAGGAGUUUAAAGGACUCCCAGAUCUUUUCACCUGAAGCCGAGGUCCAGAUUCACCCGCCGCCAUGUCGAGCAAACGUGCAAAGGGAAAGACCAGCAAGAAGCGCCCGCAGAGAGCCACCUCCAAUGUCUUCGCCAUGUUCGAUCAGUCUCAGAUCCAGGAGUUCAAGGAAGCCUUUAACAUGAUCGACCAGAACAGAGACGGUUUCAUUGACAAGGAGGAUCUGCACGACAUGCUGGCCUCGCUGGGUAAGAACCCUUCUGAUGAAUACUUGGAGGGCAUGAUGAGCGAAGCACCAGGGCCCAUUAACUUCACCAUGUUCCUCACCAUGUUUGGAGAGAGGCUCAAUGGGACAGACCCGGAAGACGUCAUCCGCAACGCCUUUGCCUGCUUCGAUGAGGAGGGAUCAGGCGCGAUCCACGAAGACCAUCUGAGAGAGCUGCUGACCACCAUGGGCGACCGCUUCACGGACGAGGAAGUGGACGAGCUGUUCCGCGAGGCGCCCAUCGACAAGAAGGGAAACUUCAACUACGCAGAGUUCACCCGCAUCCUCAAACAUGGCGCCAAAGACAAAGAUGAUGAGUAGAAGAAGAGAGCGACUGCCUCGGCCUCUCCCCCCUGCACACACACCGUUCCUCAAACCUGUCCUCGUCUAUCUAUCCCUGUUAGUCCUGUAGAUAAAAAUAAGUGGAAAUCUAGACAGCAAUACUGUAUAUCAAAGUUUUUUUUUUUUAAUUUAAAAAUGAAAGGUUAGAUUUAAACUGUGCUGCGUUUAUUGAAGUCUACAUAAGUGAAGUUGGAACCUCAAGAGGCAAAAAUAUCUUGUAGGCAAAGAAAAAUAAACCAAGAUUCAGGAUUUAUGUGUAUGCCACGCAGACAGGUGUACAUUUGUCUCCUGUAGCUUUAUCAUUCUUUGACUACAAUUGGUCAGGUAUGUUUUGGUAAGCUUUUUGGAAAUGUAUCAAGCACUAAGUGUGUGUGUGCGGGGGGGGGGCGCCAUUUGGACUUUGACUUUCAGUACCCGCUAUGUAUUCCUCUUCCUGCCAGCUCAUCCCCAAUCCUUUCCAAGCACUGCGAUCUGUUUUACUCUGUGUAACGUCUGCAUCCUUGUAUGGUGGAAGUCCUUUGCCCGAACGCUUAGUGCGCAUUAAUUACUGACAAUCGGAAGGAGUGGGCCCUCAAAUCGAUGAAAUAGUUUCGGGAAUUGGUAGUUUUGGAUCAUCUUUCUGCCGCCCUGUGUAUUGAUUGAAAGAUCUGGGUAAGUCUGUGUGGUGGGAGAAUUUCAGUCAUGAAACUGCUCAGGCAAAUAAAGGAAGUGAAGAAAUACA